CCUGUAAGCAUUACAGUGUCUCUGUAAGUGUUCCAUGUAAUAAAAAUGCAGGUGUAUGGAACUUUCGGGUAUUAUGAGUGGUAUGAAUACCCGAAACCCGGUUCAGAACCGAACUCGAAAAUUAAAUAGGUUCAACCGGGUUUAAGAUGUGUUAUCAAAUCCGACCCGAAUGCGACAAAAUCCGAAUUUUUAUAAUAACUGAACGGGGCUGUUUUUUGUAAACCCAAAAAAUCAAAAUCCGAUUAGAACCGAUCUGAACUCGAAUGGUCACCCGAUUGGCGAGACCUAUCACCCAUUAAUAACAAUCAUUUAUUAGUAUUAUAUAACUUGGCAUUUUUAAAAGAUUUGAUUAGACCAAGAAUAUACGAACUUCCAAAAUUAUACGAUUAUAUUCCUAAUAAAGUAAAACUAGAGAAGUUAUUUUUUUGCGUUUAAAAAUAAAUAUAUUAGCUUUGGCUAAUUCCAAGCAAUUUAUAUAUUUUGCAUUUUUAAGAUACUACCUAUAAAAAUAAGUAUACAAUUCUAAAAAAAAUCAGUGUGGUUCAUGCUUGAUACAACUUUUACGGAUCGGAUGCGGUUCUUCGGAUACAGAUUUCGACUGAACCUAAUCAAAACUUAACAAAUGCAUAACAAAGUAUUUAUAAAGUUAAAAAUUAUCUAUUUUAAAUAGAAAUCAUUUACGCGGAUAAAAAUCUAGUUAUAUUUGAAUAAACACUUACAACAUUGAAUUAAAAUUAUUGGAUGUAUAUAUACAUAUUUAUGUCUAUUAGUCCACAUAAUUUUUUUAAUUAUUUUAUGAUUACAAAACAGUAGUAGAUAGUUAUCUAAAAAAAAAAAUCUACGUGUCAUAAAAUAUACAUUUUAUAUCACAACAAUUAAAUGCUGUUUUUUGACGUUUUUCAUGCGAAUCAAAAAAACGUAUGAAACUUUUUAUAUUAUACUUCUUUUUGAAAAAUUGUCCCCUUUAGAUAUUGAAUUAGAUUUAAAAAGAAAAAUCAAAGUGUGCGUCUGUUUAAAGAAGAGAGAUGGCGUAUAGAGAAAUCAAGUGACCGCUCUGUUAAAACCCAGACGAAACCUCCGAUCGCCUUCCUAUACAUACACCUAUACACGGCGAUACACAGGGCUUUUAUCAUCCCUCGAUGACUCUAAGCCGUUACUCCGACAACCCCAAACGGAAACUCGACGAUAACGGCGUUGAUAACAAUAUCCUCCACAAGAUGAAGAGGCACGAGGUCGACGCCGAUCACACCUCCCCGUCGCAGCAACCGUUCAAUCCUUGGCGAUCCGAUGAGAAUUCCCCCCAGAAUCGGUAUUUCUCAGACGACUGCUCUUCCUCCUCCUCCUCCUCCACUGAGUCGUCAACUCGCUCCGAGUCAACUCGGUUGCAGCUCUUCGUGAGGAUGGUGUCCGGAGGGAAGACGAUCGUGAUCCAGGCGGAUAAGAGCGACACGGUGGAGAAUCUCCACAAGAGAAUCGAGGUGAAGACCAAGAUUCCGGUGAAUGAGCAGCGUGUAAUCUACAAAGGGAAGCAGCUACAGGACGAGCGCUCCCUGAGCUACUACUCCAUCGCGCAGGACUCGUCUCUCCACCUCGUUGGCCGUAUGCGUAGCACAGAUCAUCCUGUAGCUUGUCGAGUUGUUGAUGACAUCAUGUACAUUGUCUCUUUGAUGCAUAGAGGAGGAGGAGGAGGAGGCGAGAACAACAACCUCCCUCGCGGGAUGUCUAUCAACGAGAAGCUUUCUUCAUUCUUCUCCACGAUUCCUACGGAAGCAGGCGGCGAUGAUGAGAGUUCGUAUAUCGAGUCUACUGAGAAGUAUCUUACAAUAUUCACAAACUCUUCGGUGCCAGCUGCUCUGGUCAUGCUAUAUACUUCUCCCUUAGAGGCUAACAAAUCAUGUGGGGAGAGUUCGAUUAAGCUCUUCUUGAAUAGCUGCUUAGCAUUGCCUGAGGAGCAGCAGGGCUGUUGCUUACCCGUCGUGUUGGAGUUUUGUAGAUUGCUUAGGAGAGUGUGCCCUCACAACAGCCUUUACGGAUCGUGCCGGAACACGCUGGGAUCGUUGCUGGAAACUGUUCAGGAGCUUGUUGAUAAGUCUGGCAUAGAGUUUACUAGUUUACAUUAUAGGUUGUUGACUGUUGGGGAAGAGAUUUUGCCUUGUUUAAGCGAGUUAGCUGAUCUUAUGGAGCAGCAGUUGUAUGAGGAUAACUUAGGGCCUAGUUUGUAUGACGUUCAGAAAUUCUCUUCCUUUUGGAGACCCUUGAGGUAUGCUAUUGAUUUCCAGCUCUCUAGCUUAAUCCCUAUCGCUUUGCCUCUGAGAAGUACUGUUUUGGAAGCCGAGGUGGGGCGGAUUUGUCAGAUAUUUGGGAGGUUGUUGACUACAAUGCAUAUCUGUAUGUUGAGAAUCGAGUCUUCGUUGGGUGGGAGAGCAGUUGCCAACACUGAAGCUGUGGCUUUGAAGUGGGGUCAGUAUCUUAAUAUUCUGAAGAUUGUCAAUUCAAUGUCUGAACUCUAUCAAGGUGGUAAGGAAAAGGUUGUUAGGUUUAUUAACUCCAGGAAGGUUCCGUUCUGCGCUCUCAUUUUGAAGUUUGUGAAGAGAGGGGAUGAUCAUGGGUGGAUCUCUGAGUACAGGGAAGCUACAACCUUUGAAUGUAGGAGGCAUUUGGCGAUGAUGUUGUUUCCUGACGGUAAAGAAGACUAUUCGGAGAUGCACGAAAUGCUCAUUGAUCGGUCCCAAGUGUUAAAAGAAUCGUAUGUCUACAUAUCACAAGCAAGCCCAGCGGGACUUCAUGGUGCACUGUUUAUGGAAUUCAAGAAUGAGGAAGCUACAGGUCCUGGUGUGUUGAGAGAAUGGUUCUACUUGGUGUGUCAGGAGAUAUUUAGUCCUGGAGGAACCCUCUUCCUUCGAUCUGCUGAUGAUUUCAGAAGAUUCUCUCCUAAUCCAGCAUCCAAGGUGGACCCAUUGCAUCUUGAGUACUUCAAGUUCGCUGGUCGUGUGAUUGCCUUAGCUUUGAUGCACAAAGUUCAAGUGGGGGUGCUAUUCGACCGUGUCUUCUACCUACAGUUGACCAACCAGACAAUCUCUUUGGAAGAUAUCAAGGAUACGGACCGAGUCAUCUACAACAGCUGCAAACAGAUUCUAGAGAUGGAUCCAGUGUUUUUCGAUUCAAACGCAGGUCUCGGUCUGAACUUUGUGUUGGAAACAGAGGAGCUAGGAAAAAGGGAGACAAAAGAGCUAAUUAAAGACGGGAAGUCCACAGCUGUUGACAGCAAGAACAGGGAGGAAUACGUCAAGCUCCUAAUCAGUGAACGAUUUGUCACAUCAGUGUCCGAGCUAGUAGAGAAAUUUUCAGAGGGCUUCUCUGAUAUACUUUCAGUUCCUAUACAGUCUUUCUUCCGUCACUUAGAUCAAGAGGAUUUUGAUGGGAUGCUUCGUGGAGGGGAGAAUCAGAUUAGCGUAGAUGAUUGGAAAGCGCAUACAGAGUACAACGGGUUCAAAGAAACCGACCGCCAAAUAGACUGGUUCUGGAAGAUUCUGAGGAAGAUGACAGAGGAAGAACGGAGGAGUGUACUCUUCUUUUGGACAUCCAAUAAGUUCAUACCGUUGGAAGGGUUUAGAGGGUUGUCUUCAAAGCUUUAUAUCUACAGGUUACAUGAAGCUAAUGAUCGUCUUCCAACGUCUCAUACUUGCUUUUACCGUCUCUGUUUACCAAAGUACCCGACGAUGGGUCUCAUGGAACAGCGACUAAGGUUCAUCACUCAAGAUCAUGUCAGCUCCAGUUUCGGUAAAUGGUGACUAAAUUAUCAAAGUGAUCUCUCUCUCUGAUCUUUUAGGUUCUUAGGUUGGUGCUUUUGGUGUAUAUAUCAUUUAUCUGUGGUCAGCCUCUGUUUAUGACCGGGAGAGAGAGGUGAAACCUUUCUUUUAACUUCUGCUUCUGCUUCUUUAACUUGAGGAUAAUUAAUUAAUUUUAUGGUAAGGGGGAAUGAAAAGUU
Messenger RNA from Brassica rapa (field mustard), 3988 nucleotides. RefSeq names its product E3 ubiquitin-protein ligase UPL5. Gene Ontology annotation, cellular component: cytoplasm. The record is from RefSeq and is a predicted model, not a curated record. Lineage: Eukaryota; Viridiplantae; Streptophyta; Magnoliopsida; Brassicales; Brassicaceae. Gene Ontology annotation, molecular function: protein binding; ubiquitin protein ligase activity. Gene Ontology annotation, biological process: protein polyubiquitination; ubiquitin-dependent protein catabolic process.